AUGGCCCCUCCUGUUCCAGUUUACACUAGUAAAGACCUGGCCAGUCUUCACAAGUUUCCGAUUAACCCUGAAACUAACCAACCAGACUGCCCGCUCAAGGAGUUGACGCAGUACGAGUGUGAAGUCUACGGCCAGGAAAUCAUCUGUGUUCCCUUCAAACGACUUUUCCGAGCCUGCAAAACUCGUUCAAGCACUCACGAAACACUUAUUGAGGUCACAGCCAAAGAUACAAAUAUCCAAGUGGACUUUGAAAAAUUACAUGAGUCUCCUAUUCUCUCCUCUCUCAAAAGAAAACAGUAG
Messenger RNA from Magnusiomyces paraingens, 300 nucleotides. RefSeq lists its product as uncharacterized. The record is from RefSeq and is a predicted model, not a curated record. Gene Ontology annotation, cellular component: mitochondrial inner membrane peptidase complex. The coding region runs from base 1 to 300 and encodes 99 amino acids. NCBI's taxonomy places the organism in Eukaryota, Fungi, Ascomycota, Dipodascomycetes, Dipodascales, Dipodascaceae. The transcript has 2 exons.